This is a messenger RNA of Acaulospora colombiana, 391 nucleotides long. NCBI's taxonomy places the organism in Eukaryota, Fungi, Glomeromycota, Glomeromycetes, Diversisporales, Acaulosporaceae. The record is from the annotation of a GenBank genome assembly.
UUGUGAUCCUUCGGUAAUCCCAUUGGCCGUUGAUCCGACCAACGGGAAGUUCAUCAAUGCCACACGUGUCGUGUGCAAACCAAUGCAUUGGGUGGAGAAUAACACCCUCCUGAUGAUCGAGGCCGGAGUGCAAAGGUUGAGUUUUGAUUUGACAAGGAACCACAACAAUGAGAGUUCGGGAAAUAGUUCAAAGGUUUUGAUUUGUGUUAAUCUUGAUUUUCGAGAUUUCGAGAAUUUGCUUUUUUUCUUUGGAUUAAAUUGUUGGCGUAACAUUUGUGACACAAAGUCACCACAAGAGAAAUUAGGGGGGCCUGCAUCUCAGAGAACAGAUUUCGAAGAUUCAAUCUUGCAACCGCAUACUGUGGACGCGGACAUGGAGACUGACUUAUCG